Heterobilharzia americana is the source of this 2585-nucleotide messenger RNA. Lineage: Eukaryota; Metazoa; Platyhelminthes; Trematoda; Strigeidida; Schistosomatidae. The record is from the annotation of a GenBank genome assembly.
GAAGUGUUUGUAUACUUCAGAUUGGCAAUUAUGACCUUGACAAUAUUUUAAUUCACUGGCAGAAAUGGAGUUUUUUCAGUUGUUAUCGUUAGCUACAUAGAGUGCUGUUAUGGUUUCGUUCCCGUCAAUUGAUCACUACGAAUUCAAAGAGAUUCUGGGAACGGGUGCUUUUUCAGAAGUUCGUCUUGCAGAAGAUCAGAGAAACCCUGGAUCAUUCGUUGCAAUCAAGUGUAUCCGCAAAAAAUUCCUUUCAAAGUCUCAAAAUUCUGCGUGUGCCAUUAAGGAAGCAGAGUCGCGCAAGGAGUCCUUGAACAAUGAGAUUGAAGUUUUGAGGAGACUCAAACAUCCAAAUAUUGUUCAGCUGUUUGAUGUCCUGGAAGAUGCAGAAUGCUACUAUCUUGUCAUGGAAUUGGUUACUGGAGGUGAACUGUUUGAUCGUAUUGUUCAGAAAGGAAGUUACACUGAACGUGAUGCAAGUGCCCUUAUUCGACAAGUUCUAUUAGCUACUGAAUAUAUGCACAGUCAAGGAGUUGUACACCGAGAUUUAAAACCCGAAAAUCUACUCUACUUUAGCCCCGCUGAUGAUAGUAAGAUAAUGGUUAGCGAUUUUGGCUUAUCCAAAAUUGAAAAUGAACAAUCCAAUAUGGCUACAGCCUGUGGUACACCAGGUUAUGUUGCCCCAGAAGUUCUUACUGUCAGUGAAGGGAGUUCAGGCUAUGGGAAAGAAGUAGACUGUUGGGCCAUCGGCGUAAUUGCUUAUAUUUUACUCUGUGGUUACCCACCAUUUUAUGAUGAGAAUGAUCAUGAACUUUUUCGUCAAAUUCGAAUGGCGGAAUAUGAAUUUGAUUCACCAUAUUGGGAUAAUAUUUCAGACUCAGCCAAAGAUUUUAUUCGUCACCUAUUACAGAAAGAUCCGAAAAAGCGUUACAGUUGUACACAAGCACUGGAACACCCUUGGAUAGCUAGUAAUACAGCACUCGAUAGGGAUCUUUAUCCUUUUGUUAGUGAACAAAUACGCAAGAACUUCUUGGCUGUAAAACGAUGGAAAAAAGCUUACAAUGCAACUGCUGUACUUCAUUUGUUACGUCGUCUUCAACUAAAUAAAAGUAAUUCAACAAUACAGAAAUUCACUGGUUCAACAGAUUCCUUAUCCACCUUCGCAUUUGAUGAAGAUAAAAUAUCACAAAUACAAUGUAAUGAGUCAAAUUCUGUUGAAAAACAGAAUAAAAUCCCCUCCAAACUGCAAACUUCAUGUUCAUCACCGUCAUCAUUAACGUCACCAACGCAUCCUUUUGACACUGCACCAGAGUUAUCCGCACUGAAUACAGAAGUGGACGAAAUCACAGAAACCAAUAUCAGUGACGGAAAUAAAACUUAACUUGACAUUAUUAGAAUUGUUCACUGUACUGGGUAUUGUGAACAAAGAAGUUUAUACUGUAUGCCUAUCAAGGAGGAAACAUUCUGUCAUGAAUACUGUCAUCACACUCAUGAAAAUCACUUUGAAAAUCAGUCUCUGAAGAACGAAAGCUUUUACAAAUUUACUACAUCUUUCUCUAUGUGUAAAUAUAAACACGGGGUGAUCAUUACUUUGUUUGUCAAUUGUUAAUUGUACUCAUUUUCCUCUAGUUUUUGGUCACCAUCUGUUCGCCUCUUUUCCUUAUUUGGUUAAAAAAUAUCUUUUUAUUUUAUAAUUCAUUAAUUUUCCUAGUAAAUAUGAAACAUGAAAGAAUGAAGUUUUAAACUUUUUAUCAGUUAAUUUCUGUUGCAUUCCUGUUGAUAAGUAAAACAGCAAGUUUAAGAGAAUUUUCCAAAGAAGACUAUAAUGAGCUGAAAGAUAUUCACAAGAUGUUGUAGCACUUUGUUUUGUUUUUGUUUAAAAAAAAACAAAUCUAGUGUAGAAAAAAGCAUUUAAAAACACAUAUAGCGCCGUUUUGUUUCGUUGUCAUGCCUCUCUAUCCAGCCACAUCUGAUUUAGAAAUAAAUCAGCGUCUAAAUAAGCUGUCUAGGUUGAUCAAAUACUGCCAAACUUUCCAUCACUUAUAAAGGCAUAUGCAUAACAGAUAUAUCUAUUUACUUAUAAUGUUUUGUUACUAAAUAAAGUGAACAGUUUUAUUGUUUUUCUCUCUGCCUUCAUUUUCUAUUUGAUUCUGUUUGGGUAAUAUUUCAGCUUCUUGUGGUUGAGUAUUUAUUCUAAGCCGUUCUCUUUGCAUCCUUAUUUUUCUCUGUCAUAUACUCACUGAUUCACUCAUUCACUCACUUACUUCCUUAUUCACUCAUAAGAUUCAUUGAAAAAUUGUUGGUUCCACUUGACCGAUACUUGACAUAUAUUUACUCUUAUUUGUACUGUAAUAUGUCAAUAACAGUUGUAAAAAAUGAAAGUGAUUGGUAUUCUUAUCAAAAGAGUUUGGAUUUUCUUUAUUUAUUCUGGAUCAUUUUAAAGCAGUGAUACACUCAUUUUUUUUUCACUACUUGUUGGUUUACUCUAGGUUUUAUUCACACUUUUGUCUUCUUAUUCCACCUUAUUUGAUGAGAUCUUUUUUGUCAACAAGUGUAAAAGAUAAAUUAAAUAAAAGUUAAUUUUGAUA